Seriola dumerili (greater amberjack) is the source of this 3905-nucleotide messenger RNA. It is a transcript of the gene lbr, whose product is annotated as lamin B receptor. The transcript has 14 exons. Gene Ontology annotation, molecular function: oxidoreductase activity, acting on the CH-CH group of donors, NAD or NADP as acceptor. Gene Ontology annotation, cellular component: nuclear inner membrane. Gene Ontology annotation, biological process: sterol biosynthetic process. NCBI's taxonomy places the organism in Eukaryota, Metazoa, Chordata, Actinopteri, Carangiformes, Carangidae. The coding region runs from base 131 to 1999 and encodes 622 amino acids. The record is from RefSeq and is a predicted model, not a curated record.
ACGAGCUUUACGUCAAACGUUAGCAGAGUCCGAUUUAAAAUAUUAAGAAAAUUUUAGAUUAAUUCCUCGUAGUUUGGAUAAUAUAUCAUCACUUUUACUCACUUGGAUUAUUCGCGUCAUACUCAGGUCAAUGAAAAUGCCUGUGGUGAAGUACCAGAAAGGGGACAAGGUGAUGGGCCGCUGGCCCGGCAGCAACCUGUACUAUGAGGUCAAGGUGCUGAGCUUUGACACCACCAGUCAGCUCUACACUGUCAUCUACAAGGACGGUACUGAGCUGGAGCUCAAGGAGCAAGACAUCAAGAGUGCUGCUGGUUUCCAGACCCGAUCCAGGUCUCGCUCUCGUUCUCGAUCACCAGGCCGUCGUCGUAGCCGGUCACGCUCCCCAGCAAGGACAACGCGCCGCUCGUCCUCUCGUACAGCCGCGGCUGUCGCUGCUGCAGCCAUAACAGACAGCGUGCCAUCCUCUCAUAGGGAAACAAGGCUGAAGGAUAAUUUGGAAGUCAGGCUCAGCCCCCUGCAACAGACAGAGGCAACCGAGAACAAUAGCAACAAUAAACAUGAAAAGCAAGAGGAGAAACAAAAAGAGGAGAAUAACACGGCUAACAAAGUGAAUGAGGUGGACGCAGAGCCUGAGAAGAACCAGGGCCGUUAUAAUCUACGUCGCAGGAAGGAUGACGGAGCUGCCAAAGAAGUCGCAGUCAAACAAGAGCAGCUGGAGGAGGAGGCCAAGAAGGCUGCAGCUCCUGCUGCCGCCCUCUCCACCCCACUUGACUUCGGAGGGAAGAUAGGAGCCUACUUCUGGCUGCUCUUUCUGCCGGCCUGGGUUCUCUUCCUGGUGCUCCAAGUCAGUCAGGGGGACCCCAGCCUGGUCAACUUUCCCCCUCCUCUGCCCCCUCUUGAAGACUUCUGGGAUACCCAGGCCCUUGGCUUUGUCAUCCUCUGGAUUGUGUUCCAGGCUGUGCUCUACAUCCUGCCUGUUGGAAAGUUGAGCGAGGGCAUGCUGCUGAGGUCUGGGGAGAGGCUGAAGUACAGAACCAAUGGUUUCUUUGCCAUCGUGGUGAGUGCUGUAGCAGUGGCAGUAGCGGUGCACCAGGGUGUUGACCUCACCUACAUCCACAGUCACUUCCUGCAGCUAGCCGUGGCCACCUUCCUCAUCUCCGUCCUACUGAGCAUCUACCUGUAUGUCCGCUCUCGCUACGCUCCCACAGAGAAGCUGGCACUGGGGGGAAACUCUGGAAAUGUGGUUUAUGACUUUUUCAAAGGACGUGAACUGAAUCCUCGCAUAAAAGACUUUGACCUGAAAUUCUUCUGUGAGAUGCGCCCUGGACUGAUAGGCUGGUGUUUGAUCAACUUUGCGAUGGCGCUGGCUGAGAUGAAGAAGCACGAUCUGGACGCUCCAUCAAACAGCAUGAUCCUCGUGAACCUCUUCCAGCUGCUCUACGUGAUGGACGGCCUCUGGAACGAGGAGGCCAUCCUGACCACCAUGGACUUGAUGCACGACGGCUUCGGCUUCAUGUUGGCUUUCGGUGAUCUGGUGUGGGUUCCCUUUACUUACACCAUGCAGGCUUAUUACUUGGUCAUCCACCCCAACCCCCUGAGCCUCCCAGCCGUUACAGCCAUCCUCAUACUCAAAUUUGUCGGCUUCUACAUCUUCAGGAAAUCCAACUCUGAGAAGAACGCGUUCAGGAGAAACCCAUCAGACCCAAAUCUCUCUUACCUGAAGACGAUCCCCACAGCUACAGGGAAGAGUCUCCUGGUCUCUGGCUGGUGGGGUGUGGUCCGCCACCCUAACUACCUGGGAGACCUCAUCAUGGCUCUGGCCUGGUCCCUACCCUGUGGCUUCAGCCACCUGCUGCCGUGGUACUACAUGAUCUACUUCAUCAUUCUGCUCGUGCACCGAGACUCGCGCGACAUGAGCGAGUGCAGGAGGAAGUACGGGUCGGCGUGGGACGAGUACUGCCGGACUGUUCGCUACCGGAUCAUUCCCCGUGUCUACUGAGGAACCUGACGCUGGACGCUCGAGCUGAGGCCUUUUUUUAUUUUUUUCACCCAGUAUCAUGGCUGUGAAGGCUCGCAAAAAAAACAAAACAAAAAAAGCAAAUGCGUACGGAUUGACUGAAUUGACUUUUUUAUUGUUUAAACCAAGAAUCUUUAAAACGGUCUGGAUUUCUGGACUGAAGAAGCUACAAGUUUUAGAUGGAAGAAAAAGACUCUCAUUGUAAUUAUGGACUGUUUCAAGAAUUUUUACACAAACAAUACCUUUAUAAGAAAUAAAUAAAUAAAAAAGCUCUUAAAUCUUAAAAAAUGGGGAAAACAAAAUAAACGCCUCCGCUAGGAAUGUCUUGUUAAGAUGUAUAUUAUUGUACAUACACAUUUGUUUUGAUACUUAAAGAAUAAUGCACCCCUUGCAUACUUUCUGCUAAGUUUUAUUCUUUGCUCCCAUAUUCAGAAUUACAAUAUCAUUUUGGCCAUAAUGAAUAAUUGUAAGUACACCUUCCUACUAUAAUUUCCAGCUUGUGCAUGUUGUGAAGGAUGCUACGUUUCUUUUUUUAAUUUUUAUUUUCAGUACGCUGGAAAGUAGGACUCAUGUUCUUUCUCAGGACCCAGAAUUUUGUAAGAAAGUUGAAUUAGAAAAGUUUUGUCUUAAUAUUUUUUUGUAUAGUUUUUAUAGAUAUCUAGUUUUGACUUGAGAGUGUAAAAUUAUUUUCAGAGGUUUCAAGAAAAAUGCACUAAUGCGUGAAGGCAUUUUUAUUUUAUUAUUAUUUUUUAUCAGUUCCAAAGUGUAUUUGAUUUGGCUUUGCUACCUCAGGUUCACCCACUGUCCACUUCUCCUCUCCUCCGCGUCCUCUGGUCUCAGGCAGUGUGUGUAAUUGUGGGUGUGACGUCACUGCCGAAGAGAGGAAAAUGAGUUAGACUUGUUUAUCAUUUCACCGAAAAUGUGACCAUCCGUUAUCCACAUCCACAGAUGUGUGACGCUUUUAAAAUGAAAUCCCCCCCAACUACUUUUAUUUUUGUCUUAUUUUUGUCGCAUUGAUGAAACCAUCUGUAUCUCGUCCUGCUAGUUUCUGGAGCGUACUCUCUCUUUCUCUCUCUAUCUAUCAUGAACUGGUUGUUGAUUUCCCGCCACUGCCACAUGAAUUUGAUUUUUACUUAUUUAAGCUUUAACUACCCAGCUCAUAUGAAACACACCGUUUUAAUGAAGUUUAGACUGUGACAACAUGCAGAUCUGUGGACUGUGUUUGCUUUUAUAACCUGUGCAUUUGCGAGCCCAAAAAAAAUAUUUUUCUGCCUGUGCAGCUGUAGAUGAGUACAUACAUAGCAAUACAGUUUCUAUAUUUAGGUAGCAUUUUUUUAUGCUGUGCUGACCGAAUACUCUGUAAAUAUAUAUUUUUUAAUCAUGUUAAUUUGAGUAAAAAGAGGUGAAAGUAGUGAUGUUUCUCAGUAGCUAUUUAAUGUUGCUCUUUAUUUUAAUUUUUUUUUUAAGUUAACUACUCAUUUUGACCACUGUAGUUAUGUUUACACCUAGAUUUGCCAUGUUUCUGGGCAGUUCUUCAAAAUGUAUUAAAAACAUGUAUAAUGGUCUGCCACUCUCAUUUCCUGACCAGAGGGAGAAAAAAAAUACUUCAGUUGCCACCAUCCUGUUGAACCCAGGACUCAUUAUGGUGAUGGGGAUACUUUUAAUAUUAUGGUGGUGACCUUCUCUCCGGGGGUUUGGCUGUGAGUCUGUGAGUGGAGAGCAAUAAUAAAAGUUGGAUGUAUUUUUGAUAUAUGACAACAGUGAAUGAGAAGUUUUAAGCUCCAUCGGGUUCAGUGAAGAUUAAUCAAAUCAGCAGCAGUGGCUGGAAAAAAAAAAGCUUAUCUGUACAAAUGUUGCAGCAUAAAAUAAAGAUUUACAGUAUUUCCUU